Molecule: messenger RNA, 2301 nt
Organism: Miscanthus lutarioriparius
Lineage: Eukaryota; Viridiplantae; Streptophyta; Magnoliopsida; Poales; Poaceae
Source: the annotation of a GenBank genome assembly
AUGGCUGUCCUCGGCACCGCGGCGGUUGAGGCGCUCAUCCCGGUGGCGGCGUUGAUUGGCAUCGCCUUCGCGAUGCUGCAGUGGUACGUGGUGGCCAGAGUCCCCGUGCCUUCGCACGCCGGCGGCGGCGAAGGCAGUAAGCAGGGCCGCGGCGUGCGGGGGGAGGAGGAGGAGGGGGAUGAGGAGGACGGCAUGGACUACCUGCUCGUGGAGGCCCGGUGCGCCGAGAUCCAGCGCGCCAUCUCCAUCGGCGCCACGUCGUUCCUGCUCACGGAGUACAAGUACCUGGCCGCGUUCACGGCGGCGUUCGCGGCGGUGAUCUUCGUGUUCCUGGGGUCGGCGGAGCGGUUCAGCGCGCGGCCGUCGCCGUGCGCGUACGACCCGUCGCGGGAGUGCCGGCCGGCGUUGGCGAACGCGGCGUUCAGCGCGGUGGCGUUCCUGCUGGGCGCCGCGACGUCCGUGCUGUCGGGUUACCUGGGCAUGCGCGUGGCCACGUUCGCGAACGCGCGCACGGCGCUGGAGGCCCGCCACGGCGUGGGGCGCGCCUUCGCCGCCGCGUUCCGGUCGGGCGCCGCCAUGGGCUUCCUCCUCGCCUCCAGCGCGCUGCUCGUGCUCUACGCCGCCGUCAACCUCUUCGGCCUCUACUACGGCGACGACUGGGGCGGGCUGUACGAGUCCAUCACCGGAUACGGCCUCGGCGGGUCCUCCGUCGCCCUGUUCGGCCGCGUCGGCGGCGGCAUCUACACCAAGGCCGCUGACGUCGGCGCCGACCUCGUCGGCAAGGUCGAGCGCAACAUCCCCGAGGACGACCCUCGCAACCCCGCGGUGAUCGCCGACAACGUGGGGGACAACGUCGGCGACAUCGCCGGGAUGGGGUCGGACCUGUUCGGGUCGUACGCGGAGUCGUCCUGCGCCGCGCUCUUCGUGGCCUCCAUCUCCUCCUUCGGGGCGGAGCACGACCUCACGGCGAUGAUGUACCCGCUGCUCAUCAGCGCCGUGGGCCUGCUCGUGUGCGCGAUCACCACCGUCGUCGCCACCGACGUCACCGAGGUGAAAGAGUCCGACGAAGUCGGGCCGGCGCUCAAGCGGCAGAUCCUCAUCUCCACCGUGCUCAUGACCGCCGGCGUCGCCGCCGUCACUUUCCUCGCCCUGCCGCCCAGCUUCACCCUCUUCGACUUCGGCAACGACAAGCACGUCAAGAACUGGCACCUGUUCAUCUGCGUGUCGGCCGGUCUGUGGGCGGGACUGGUGAUCGGCUACGUCACCGAGUACUUCACGAGCAACGCGUACGGGCCGGUGCAGGCGGUGGCGAGGUCGUGCAGGACGGGCGCGGCGACGAACGUCAUCUUCGGCCUGGCGGUGGGGUACAAGUCGGUGAUCGUGCCCAUCCUGGCCAUCGCGGCGGCCAUCUACGCCAGCUUCCGCCUGGCGGCCAUUUACGGCAUCGCGCUGGCGGCGCUGGGGAUGCUGAGCACCAUCGCCACGGGGCUGGCCAUCGACGCGUACGGGCCCAUCAGCGACAACGCCGGCGGGAUCGCGGAGAUGGCCGGGAUGCCGCGCCGGGUCCGGGAGCGGACGGACGCGCUCGACGCCGCGGGCAACACCACGGCCGCCAUCGGCAAGGGGUUCGCCAUCGGCUCCGCGGCGCUGGUGUCGCUGGCGCUGUUCGGCGCGUACGUCAGCCGCGCCGGGAUCACGGCAGUGGACGUGCUGAGCCCGCGCGUGUUCGUGGGGCUCCUCGUCGGCGCCAUGCUCCCCUACUGGUUCUCGGCCAUGACGAUGCGGAGCGUCGGCAGCGCCGCGCUGCGGAUGGUGGAGGAGGUGCGCCGCCAGUUCGACACGAUCCCGGGCCUCGCCGAGGGCCUCGCCGUGCCGGACUACGCCACCUGCGUCAGGAUCUCCACCGACGCGUCGCUCAAGAAGAUGAUGGCGCCCGGCGCGCUCGUCAUGCUCAGCCCGCUCGUCGCUGGCACGCUCUUUGGGGUCGAGACGCUCGCGGGGCUCCUCGCUGGCGCACUCGUCUCCGGCGUCCAGGUCGCCAUCUCUGCCUCCAACAGCGGGGGUGCAUGGGACAACGCCAAGAAGUACAUCGAGGCCGGCAUGUCGGAGGAGGCGAGGUCGCUGGGGCCCAAGGGAUCGGAGGCGCACAAGGCGGCGGUGAUCGGAGACACCAUCGGCGACCCGCUCAAGGACACCUCCGGCCCGUCCCUCAACAUCCUCAUCAAGCUCAUGGCCGUGGAGUCGCUCGUCUUCGCGCCCUUCUUCGCCGCGCACGGUGGCAUCAUCUUCGACCACCUCUGA